Messenger RNA from Geodia barretti, 3098 nucleotides. Lineage: Eukaryota; Metazoa; Porifera; Demospongiae; Tetractinellida; Geodiidae. The record is from the annotation of a GenBank genome assembly.
CAACUAGCGUACACACCCCCCCGGCCCCAGAGUGUGUCAGUCGCUGAUGCUGAUCAACCGGUUUCAAGGCUACUGAUCAAGAAACUGAAUGUAGAGGAGCACAGUUGUGUAAAAUGAGUGAAAGAGGCAGCCUCAACAUGAAGAACCUAACUCGGGCCAUACAGGAGUUGGUUCAGUGGCAUCUGUGGGAGUGGCCCUGGAAAUACCCCACCACAAGUUGGACGCCAUCAACAUUAGCCAACACAGCAUCCCGCUGUGCAAGAUAGCGCUCAUUGAUGUGUGGUUGAGAACAGACCUGGCCGCAUCGUGGGGCAAGCUGGUCCUGGCUCUGGAAGAGGCCGGGGAGACGAUAAUCGCGGGAAGGAUAAAGCAGGAGUGGCUCGGGAUACUUGCCUCUGCUCCUGUCCCUCAAUCCGCCCUCGUCCCUCCCAGAAUUGGAAGUACUCUGGGGCCACGUGGUAUGCCAGGACUGACGUCUCCGUUACAGCCAGUACAAUCAGUGGUUGGCCAGCAGUUUCAACCAGUGACUCAUCAUCAUCAACAACAUCAGCCGCACAAUUAUCAAGGGGGUGUGGCCAAUCGCUAUGGAGUUUUAGGGAACCACCACGGAAACGGAUUCAUUGCUACGGAUGGUCCGGUUCAGAGGCCAGCUAUGCAGCCCCCUGCUCCAGUGCCAUCUUCGGCCCAGCCGCCAGUGUCCAACGUGACGGAGGCUCUCCAGCUACUGAACACGAGUCAAGAUAGGCUCAUCUCUGGCCUGACUCGCAGCCAACUGAACGUCAAUUUCGCCGGCGGGGCCGCCCCUGGAAUGACACUUCUUCAUUACGCUGCCAUGCAAGGAGCCAACACUGAGUGUCUGAAAGCUCUCAUAGCCUUUGGAGCCGACGUCAACCCCCUCAACGGGCACGGUCUGACUCCUCUUGAUCUGGCCAUCAUGUCACACCCUGCUGGAGGUGAGAUGGUGAAUUUACUGGAGGCAGUUGGGGCAGUAAAGGGAACAGACCUCACUCACGGGUGCCAGCCUGUGGGGGAAGCACACUCCAUCGAACGAAACGGCACCCACAUCCUGAGUGUGCCCAGCAGUGGUCCGUACUGCAUCGUACAGCUGCAGGUCCUCCAGCAAAUCGAGGCCCAGUGUCGCCACAAGAUCACCACCCUGUUCCAGUGGAUCGUGGCCUGCGGAUUUGGGGCUCUCUUCCUCCUCCUUGUCAUCUAUGGCAACAAGGCGGUGUCAGAGGUGAAGAGACUGUACUUCAAGCUGCGGGAGGAGGUGUUCAGCGAGCCAGACAUGGCCCGGAGGUCCCAGGCUCUCGAUGGCUUCCUCCAGGCCCACCUCGGGACCCAGAUGAAGAUGAGCGACUUACAGCAACCGAGGAUAUUGAUCGGUGCUCUGUAUAAGGGGUCAACCAAGGUGGAGAUACGUCUCUUUAACAACUGCCUCAAUGACGAAUACUCCGACUUUCCAGUGUGGAAAGUGGCUCGCUACACUUGCUCCCUGCCACUCAACGUCAUGGAGUGCGAUAACUACGUCAGCACCAACCCGGCGCUACCCAAUCUCUCCAGCCUUGCCCUCCGGAGAAUUCGACAGUUCUACUCAGACGCAGGAGAAGACCCAGAUGUGGUGCGGAGUCUGGUGUGCGUGGAAGCGGGGCAGUGCGAUGCCAGCGAGCUGGGCUGCAUCGACGUUCCAGCUUCUGCCCUCUCUGAAGCUGUCUCCUCCCCCUCCCCCUCCCCCUCGUCUCUCUGGUUCACCUCUCAUGGAGCCCUCCAGAGACUGGCCCAUCUGCUCACCCUCCACCACUCCUCUGCUUCAGCUGCAAGUGAAGAAAGCCUCAGAUGUUGCCAGGAGCUCUGUGAGGCCUACGACAUCCGUUUCCACCACUUUAACCCUCUCCUGCCUCCCUUUGCCACUCUCUCGAUUGACGUACCUCUCAAGGAUCUGGUGGAGAGUGUCAUGCACACGAUAGCUCAAGUUGUGGGGAAGCCCCUUCAUCAACUAGUAACUGACAUCAUAAAAUGAACGUUGCUUAGAAGUCCAAUUGUCACCAAGUUUUUUUUUCAUAGUAAUGUACAUCAGCAAUUCCAUGUUUCAUUUCUAGGUUUGUUUUCUGUUUUUGUUUCUUAGCCCAAAACCAAUGCUAACAACAUGUUCUCUUUGAUAUGAAUUUUGUGUAUAUACAAUUACAAUUUCUCAAUGAAAUAAACAAUACAUUCAGCCGUUUUUUCAGCAAACAAUCGUUUUGAUUCUACGAGGUGUGUGAAUGUUUGUUGAGAUAAUGUCUUGAAGGAUAUUCUUUGAGAACCCCAAGCCUGAAGAUCAUCAUAAGCAUAAAGCUAGCAUUAGAGAGUGAAUAGAAUGUUUUUUUGGUGUGAACAAACAGAAGAAAUUAUGAUAUGACACUUGGUGUGUAUGUAAGUGAUGUGUGUUUAAUGUACGGUACAAAAGAUUUGGCAGAAAUAUUGCAACUAAUCUUUGUUCGCUUGCUCAUACACUUGAGUUAAAGUAACGCUGCUUUCUGAGGUUGGUAUGAUGAGUAGGAAAAUGAAGCGUUAUAGGAGGGCGGGGCGGCUUGGUAGCUUAGGAGGCCUCCCCCUGCUUCUGACUGUGUGACGAGGGGUUUCCCCUGUAUUCCCUGGUGUAACGGCUGUACCACUACCGGCGUCGUCUCAUGAACUGUUGAAUAAGGUGGUUGUAAGUUGGUGUAAGGUGUCGUGGAGACAACGGUAGAGGGGGUCGUGGUGCCGGCUCCGUACUGCGGGCAAGUGUCUCUGACAACUUUAUAGAUGAUCACGAUGAUUGCAACUGUGAAAAUGAGGACUACAAAGAUACCCACCACUGGAAAUGAAAUAGCCAUCGCCUCUGAACUCGACUGUGCGUGUACCACAUUCCCGAUGGAAAGUAGCAGAGCCACGCCUGCUGCCCCCAGAGAAAUCACCAUCAUCACGCACGGACCUUUCAGUCAGUUGACGAUUCACCCGCGCUGCUGCCGCCACGCUAAACUUUGGAUAUCCGUUCUUUUAAUUGGGACUGUAGAUAUCCCUAUCUCUGCAGGCACACAGCACACGCUGGGCUGCGACACGACACACGCGGCUCCGAA